This is a messenger RNA of Rhipicephalus sanguineus (brown dog tick), 887 nucleotides long. RefSeq lists its product as uncharacterized. The record is from RefSeq and is a predicted model, not a curated record. Lineage: Eukaryota; Metazoa; Arthropoda; Arachnida; Ixodida; Ixodidae. Gene Ontology annotation, cellular component: nucleus; chromosome, centromeric region. Gene Ontology annotation, biological process: kinetochore assembly; protein localization to kinetochore; mitotic sister chromatid segregation. Bases 192 to 827 code for a protein of 211 amino acids. The transcript is spliced from 5 exons.
UAUUUCUGUACUACGGCUAAAGCUACAGUUUCCGUUCUGUAAUGUGGUUGUCUGGUACAGUUUCCUAGUAUGCAAAGUAUGUUUCUCUGUGCAGGGUGCGCGGGCUUCGGUGGUGCCAUUUAAAAGCAUUCUUGUGCAUUCUGCUGGUACAGCUUCCCUCUUUUCGACAAGGGAAGGUUCUAGCCUGAACAAUGACGGAUGGCAGCUACGCUGUUCAGCAUUUUGGCGUUUCGCCGAAAAGCAUUGUUGACUGUGUGUAUAACGUCUGGUUUGACUACACCGAAAAGUGCCUCGAUGCCCUCAAGGCUGCACUGCAGGACAAGGCAUCUGGCCACAUUGCACCUGAUGAGCUGGAAGCAUGGGUGGAUUCCGUCUUUCGAGAAAUGGUCCCUGAAUUCAACAAAAAUGCCGAAAAAUUGGAGGAGUACAUGAAGCGCAACAUCGUGCAUGUGCCGUCACACGUGCUGCUUCCUGAAGAUGGUGCACAUCGGCUGUCAGCUGAUGAGAGGAAAAUGAGCGUGUCCUUGCUUAGGGCGCAGUUUGGGUCACUGCGGAGGCAGAUUGUUCAGGAGACUGCACGCCAGCAGGCCCUUUUAGGCGAGGUGGCCCAACAAGAUGUGUUGCGGGAACAGCUGCGGUUCAAGCUGCAGAACAUUGAGGAGAUGGCGCAGCGAGUUGCUGAAGAGAACAACGCCACCACCGGAGUGCCAGCAGAUAGUGAUGCCUGUUUGCAUUUGGACACCUCAGAUGCAUUAGCGCUGUGUACAGAUCCUGAAGGUGUUCCAGGGGCUGGUGCGAAAGAGGAAGCUGCACAAAAGAUCUUGUAACUGUUGCGUGCUUGCGUGAUUACCAACCAACUGCAUCAUUAAAGCAGAGCUUUUGUUGCA